GUGGGGGAGGCGAACAUGAAGAGGUUCAUCAGACGUGACCAAAGCACAGCCGCAUACCACGAUUAAACCACGCAUGACUGACCCCGCAGCCCCGUAGACCGCCACACCGCGCACUCCGAGGCGGCCAUCACUCCCAUUCCAGCUUGCUCGACGCUCUUCUCAUCGUCAUCUUCUCAAUUCUCACGUUACAGUAACCUCCCGCCCGUCUUUGUCUGCGCGUUAUUCGCCUCGCGCCGCCCUCUCCAGCCUCUUCCACACUCCCUCCCCACACUCCUUUACUUUACUCAUCUCUCUCUCGCUCAGACUGGCUCUUUUGCCAUGCUGAACCGCCACCCAUCUCCCUACUUUCCAGGUUCCGAGUCUCGCGAUGACCUCAAGUCGACUCUCGCUCCUUCACCCAAAAUCACACGCUACCCAGGCCCACUCACCGCGACCGAGCCAGAGAUCAAGUUGCGUCCCUCAUUCUCCAUCCCAAUGAUCAGUGUGACGCGUGCCGAGACCGACGACGGCCACAACUACUCAUCCUCGCAAGGAGGGCAUACCAGCAAGGCGAAUGAGGCGCGCGCGGCCGUUGAAAGCGUGCAGAAUGUGCUUGAGGAGAACAUCGCGGGGAUAGACGAAUCCCCGCCAUCAUUCCGAAGCCGACGCCGAGGUCGCCCUCUGGAACCAUGGUAUCGCAAGAAGUGGGUUAUUAUCGGAGGCGCAAGCGGCGUCAUUGUCGUCGCGAUCACUGUGCUGGUCGUGGUCAUUGUUGUGGAGACGCGCUAGCACAGCGGUCACGUGUGUACAUAUGUACGAUAGACAGGAGACUCGGAGAUCUAUGGCUGGGUGUAUCGUAAGGCAUUAUAGUGAUCCAUGAGCAGCAUGUGAGCGUGUAAUCGGGAGCGUACCCCGCCUCCACUCUCGCGCCGCGCCGCGCGCUGGACUCUGUA
Cutaneotrichosporon oleaginosum is the source of this 932-nucleotide messenger RNA. RefSeq lists its product as uncharacterized. The record is from RefSeq and is a predicted model, not a curated record. Lineage: Eukaryota; Fungi; Basidiomycota; Tremellomycetes; Trichosporonales; Trichosporonaceae.